This is a messenger RNA of Lactuca sativa (garden lettuce), 722 nucleotides long. RefSeq names its product TBP-associated factor 13 (gene TAF13). The record is from RefSeq and is a predicted model, not a curated record. NCBI's taxonomy places the organism in Eukaryota, Viridiplantae, Streptophyta, Magnoliopsida, Asterales, Asteraceae. Gene Ontology annotation, molecular function: protein heterodimerization activity. Gene Ontology annotation, biological process: transcription by RNA polymerase II.
AAACAAUUCUUCUCUUAAAUUACUUUUGCCCUUACCCUCGGGGUACUCUUUCAGGGCAACAAGAGUGCGAGACGAUCAUCGUUUCCCAAAUUCGAGCACAGGGUACUUACUUGAGGAGAAGCAAGAGGGGACAUCGGUUUCUCUCCAAAAUCAACGAGCUUAGACCUACUCUAUAUUUCCAGCAGAUUAUAGAGAAUUCACAGAUAAUAUGAAUAAAGCUUCAGCAGGGUCCUCCUCCAAAGUGAAAGAGGGUUCAUCCCAUCCAUCAGAAACCUCAUUCAAGCGCAAAAGAGGAGUUUUUCAGAAAGAUUUGCAGCAUAUGAUGUAUGGUUUUGGAGACGAUUCUAAUCCAUUACCAGAGACUGUUGCUUUAAUGGAGGACAUUGUGAUGGAGUAUGUGACAGACAUGGUGCAUAAAGCUCAAGAUAUUGCAUCAAAGAGGGGAAAGCUAUUGACCGAAGAUUUCUUGUUCUUGAUUCGAAAAGAUCUGCCGAAGCUAAACCGUUGUACAGAGUUGUUGUCGAUGAAUGAAGAAUUAAAACAAGCGAGGAAAGCUUUUGAUGUGGAUGAAGAGAAGUUGGCACAGCCAGAUUGAUAUAACAGGAUGUACUGUGUUUGGAAUGUGUUUGGAAUAUACUGUGCUUGUGUUUGGCGUAUACAGAAUGUACCUACUUUUGGCAAUUGCUAUAAAGAUUUCGAAAUGAAGAUUUUUUUUUAUUAAA